Molecule: messenger RNA, 2430 nt
Organism: Nicrophorus vespilloides
Lineage: Eukaryota; Metazoa; Arthropoda; Insecta; Coleoptera; Silphidae
Product: G2/mitotic-specific cyclin-A
Exons: 6
Coding region: 511-1851 (446 amino acids)
Biological process (GO): mitotic cell cycle phase transition; regulation of cyclin-dependent protein serine/threonine kinase activity
Cellular component (GO): cytoplasm; nucleus; cyclin A2-CDK2 complex
Molecular function (GO): cyclin-dependent protein serine/threonine kinase regulator activity
Source: RefSeq, a predicted model, not a curated record
AUAUAUUUGGCGAUUCCCGCUCUUUUUUUUUUAUACAAAUAUUGAUUGGCUUUUUUGACCGGAGAGAAGGAAGUUCUUUUUGGUGGGGGUCACGUGUACAGGGUAGGAAGCGUUCCUAUUGGUGGAUUCGAGCGGCCGAAAAUCGUUCAACGGUCACUCAGCUGUUGUCUUGGUUGUGCGUGAUUCGUGUGGUCUUUACUUGCGUUCUGCGACCGUUGGCGGUGGCGAGAAACGAAACAUCCUAGCUUCGCACCGCUUCCUUCCUUCCACACACAUUCGUUUCUAUACCGCCAAGCAAGCAAGGAAGAGCAGUUCCUCUUCCGAAGUCCUGCUGAGAGCAUCUUCUUGUUGCUCCCCUCCGGCUCCUCUAAGUGAUUGAUUUAUUUCCCCCCCGUUUUGUUUUUACCAGCCAACGUUUUUUUUUUUUGUCCCCCUCACACACACACAUUUCCUCUUUCUGCACCACCCGGCGAAGUGAAGCGUACAGCUCUCACUUCCGCAGAACAGAAGAUGGCUUCGUUUCAAAUACAUGAGGACCAGGAGAACCGCAACCGCGAUUAUGUUUCGGGAAAGCGGUGUACGCAGAAGAGAGCAGCGCUUAGCUCAUCUUUGGCCAACAUCCCCGACAGGAUCACGAUCAAGUCGCAAAAGCAACCAUUGGGAAUAAACAAUGUUAAUGUACUUAAGAAAUCGGAUGUGGACAAGUUGUUUAAGAAGAACGAUGAGAAUGUGUUCAAGCAGGCGGCCUGCAAGCAGCCGGUGCCAAUUGUGCCUGUCGCACAGUUCCAGGCAUUCAAAGUGUACGAGGAUUCACAAGAUGAACUUGUCAAGAAGGGGAUAGAGAUCCUCGAGAAGAAGCAUGUUGAGGAGGUCUUCAAGAAUGCCUACAAGGGCAACGAGGAUCGCCUCAUGACCAAGCAGGAAGCCCUCGAGUUGGCUGGGGCCCUGGAAGUGGAAAAGCCGCAGGUCAUCGACUCCUUCAUUGACUCCCCCAUGAGCGUGGAGAAGCUCACCGAUGAGAACUCUGAACUGCAUCAGUUGUGCAAGAGCAGUAGGGACCUCUUCUUCCAGUUGGACGAGUACAGGGAUGAGAUCUUCAAAUAUUUAUGUGAACAAGAAAAAGAGCAUCGUCCUAAGGCCAAUUAUAUGCGUAAGCAGCCGGACAUUUCACAUAGCAUGCGCACCAUCCUCGUGGACUGGCUGGUGGAGGUAGCCGAAGAGUACAAACUGUAUACGGAGACGCUCUAUCUGGCCGUGAACUACAUCGACAGAUUCCUCAGCUUCAUGUCGGUGGUCAGAGCAAAGUUGCAGCUCGUCGGUACCGCUGCCAUGUUCAUCGCGGCCAAAUACGAGGAGAUCUACCCACCGGACGUCGGCGAAUUCGUCUACAUCACCGACGACACCUACUCGAAGAAACAGGUGAUCCGCAUGGAGAUGCUCAUCUUGAAGGUGCUCGAUUUUGACAUCUCCGUCCCUACUGCUUACACUUUCAUCACCGCCAUGAGCAUCGCCAACAAAUUGUCCGACAAAGUGACCUUUUUGGCUCAAUAUUUGAGUGAAUUGGCGCUGCUGGAGGCCGAGCCAACGCUUGAGAUAAUGCCGUCCAUGAUGGCAGCCGCCGCCAUCGCCGUGGCUAGACACACCGUCGGCGAGGAGGCGUGGAGCUCCGACCUGGAGGAGAACACCGGCUACAGUCUGGAGUCGUUGAAACGCGCCGGCGAGUUCCUCGUCGGAAUGCACAAGAAGGCACCCGGUCUGACCCAGCAGGCCAUCCAGGACAAGUACAAGGUCGGCAAGUACCUGCACGUCUCAACCAUAGCCGCUCGCGACGAGCCCAUCAAGUUCGACUGAGGCAGCAAGAAAGACGCUACGUCGAUGAUUAUGUUUAUAUACAUACGUACAUCUACGUAAACGAUCGUAACAAUAAUUUCUUAAUUAUUCACUUAGUUUUAAUGUGGGACAACUUAAGUGCCUUUAUUAUUUAGAUUUAAUUAUUUUAAAGUACGUAUUUUUUUAUUACUAGUUGUUUUGAUUUCAAGGAGAGAAAAUGUGAAAGAAAGGAUUAAUGAGAGCGAUUGAUGAUGAUGAUGACGAUGAUGACGGAACGACUACGGAUCGCCGUUUUCUUUUCUUUCUUCUUUUCGAAAAAAUAUUCUCUCCGUGACACGACGAAGCGCGCUCGCAAAUCUUAUGAUUUAGAUGUAGGUUUUUUUUUUUAAUUUUAUUAAAAGAAGAGACUCUCCGGACGAAGACGAUGGGAUUUCCAAAGUGUGUACAGUAUUUUUUUUUUUUCCUGCAUAUAACGUUUUCGUUUAUUUACUUACUAUAUACUAUAUAUUAUUAUUAUUUUUUUUUAAUCUGUUCAAUGUAAGACUUCUCCACUUAAAUUUGCCAUACUUAAGCUUAAUAUAUAUAUUUUUUAUUUUAAAA